CCUCUGCCAGUUUAGGAGCUACAAUACUAGCCAGUUGUAGCAGCGCGUUAUCGUUAGAUAACAUUUCUCCCUCACAGCACAGCAAGAGACUGGAAUAACUCUGGCACAACAACAUAUUCUUUUGAGAUAUUUGAAGCCCAUUCACAAUGCAUGAGUUUGAUGAACGCCAACAGUCAAAAUGGCGGAGUCCUGGCUGUAACCAUGGUGACCAGAGCAGCAGCCUCCAGGGUCUCGAGAUGGUCCAUAGAUUUGACAUUGUAUUCAAAGAGGAGCCGGAAGGUGAUGAUCAUGCACCUUGUGGUCAGAGUAAUACUGGAAUGAGUCCUGCCUCCAGCCACGGCAGUGAGGAGACCACCUCUACAUCAGGAGAACCUGAGCAACACCAGGAGAACCACGACACAGCCACGACGUCUCACCGCUGCUUUGGCUGUGGACAGGAGUUCCCUGCUGCCUACGACCUCGUGUUACACCAGAGGACACACAUAGAGAGAGGCUUCUACAAGUCUGUCUGUGGAGAGCUGUUCUACCAGAAGGAGUUACUCAAAACACACCAUCAGAAAGUUGACACAGGAAUACCUGGACAACACCGGACGAAUCCCAAAGCUAAGAAGUCUCACGACUGUGUAGUGUGUGGAAAACAACUAUGGGAAGCAAUGAAGCUGAAGAGGCACAUGAGGACACACACAGGAGAGAAACCUCACGGCUGCUCUGUGUGCGGCAGAGGAUUCACUCAGAAAGGAAAUCUGAAAACACACAUGAAAACACACAGAGGGCUGAACCCCAAAUUGUGGUCCGCUGGAGAGGCCAGUCCCUCGACAUCAGGAGAACCUAAACAACACCAGAAGAACCACACAGCUAAGACAUUUCAGAAUUGCAUAGAAUGUGGGGAGAUGUGCCGAACUCUACCAGCACUAAAAAGACACAUGAAAACUCACACCAGUAAGAAGCCGUCUUACCAAUGUUCCCUUUGCGGGGCGGGAUUCACUGAGAAAGGGCAAAUCCAAGAGCACCAGUUACAGCAUGCUGGAGAGAAGCCGUACUCCUGCCCUGACUGUGGGAAAUGUUUCGUCAAUGAAAGCUACAUUAAAAUUCACCAGCGAACCCACACUGGAGAGAGACCCUACAGCUGCCUUGUGUGUGGAAAUAGUUUCGUGAAAAAGCAUACUUAAAAAGUCAUGUACUGACACACACUGGAGAGAAACCGUACCUUUGCUCCAUCUGUGGGAAGGCAUACAGUCGAGAAGGAACUUUCAAAAUCCACCAGAGAGUUCACACGGGAGAGAAACCGUACCUGUGCACUGAAUGUGGGAAGCGUUUCAGCUGUAGAGCGAACCUUUAUUCGCACAACAAGAGACACGCUGGCAAACCCAUAGGACCUAAACGUCAGUUAGGCAGACCGAAGCAACUGCCAAACUGACAACGGGACAAAUUAACUUGUGUCGCGUCUCUCCUGAUCACCAACAAAAUAGUUAUGUUCCAUCUUGAUUAUGCAUUUCUCAUAAACGGACAUAAAACAAUACAAUAUUAAGCAUCUGUGGACGUCUGAAAGACUGAAGAUUUGUCAGCACCUGGACCUAAACGGCAGUUAGACAGACCCAAGCAGCUGCCAAACUGACAAUGGGACAGGACAAAUGAAGAUAUCUCAGCACCUGGACCUAAACAGCAGUUAGACAGACCCAAGCAGCUGCCAAACUGACAAUGGGACAGGACAAAUGAAGAUAUCUCAGCACCUGGACCUAAACGGCAGUUAGACAGACCCAAGCAGCUGCCAAACUGACAAUGGGACAGGACAAAUGAAGAUAUCUCAGCACCUGGACCUAAACAGCAGUUAGACAGACCCAAUCAGCUGCCAAACUGACAAUGGGACAGGACAAAUGAAGAUAUCUCAGCACCUGGACCUAAACAGCAGUUAGACAGACCCAAGCAGCUGCCAAACUGACAAUGGGACAGGACAAAUGAAGAUAUCUCAGCACCUGGACCUAAACAGCAGUUAGACAGACCCAAGAAACUGCCAUGGGGGAAACAGUGCUGGUUAAAUUAACUUACGCAGUGACUUCAUUUUGUCUAAGACAUCACAGCAGAGUUGAAAAAUAUAUGGCCCGUGGAAAUCAAGAGAGUGGUGGUCUAUAGAGAGAGGUGGUCUAUAGAGAGAGGUGGUCCACAGAGAGAGGUGGUCUAUAGAGAGAGGUGGUCUAUAGAGAGAGG
This is a messenger RNA of Oncorhynchus gorbuscha (pink salmon), 2205 nucleotides long. RefSeq names its product oocyte zinc finger protein XlCOF6-like. The coding region runs from base 147 to 1169 and encodes 340 amino acids. Gene Ontology annotation, molecular function: DNA-binding transcription factor activity; RNA polymerase II cis-regulatory region sequence-specific DNA binding. Gene Ontology annotation, biological process: regulation of transcription by RNA polymerase II. The transcript is spliced from 5 exons. Lineage: Eukaryota; Metazoa; Chordata; Actinopteri; Salmoniformes; Salmonidae. The record is from RefSeq and is a predicted model, not a curated record.